GAACGUCAUCUCUGACGUCCUCUGAAUUUCCUUCUCAAAGUCGAUACAAACUUAGAAAUGUAAACAAACUUAUAUAAACACAUCUAACUCUAACAAUUCGACAUCAUCUUAUUUGAAUUUCAUCAGUAUUCUUUUGAUCUUUAAAAAUGGUAGCAUCGACAGAAAUGAUGUCUAUUUUAGUGUCAUUGAUCUGUGUAGUUAUUGUGACAGGCUUCAUUAGAGUGGUAGACUGGAUUUGGUUAAGACCUAAAAAGUUGCAGAAAAUGCUGAAUCAACAAGGUAUAUAUGGUAAUUCUUACAGGUUUUUGUUUGGUGAUCUUAAAGAUUUCUCGUUGUUGCGCAAUCAGGCUUUGAAAACACCUAUGACUCACUUCUCCGACGAUUAUUUUCGUCGCGUUGAACCUCUUCGCCAUCAGAUUCUCUCUAAAUAUGGAAAGGAUUACAUCGUCUGGCUUGGUCCUAUACCAAUGAUACAUAUCUCAAAGCCAGAGUUGAUCAGAGAGGCUUUCAUCAAGACAAAUGAGUUUACGAAACCCAAGGUGAACCCCGUUUUUGACAAGCUAUUUCCAGGAGUUGUCAGCUAUGAAGGAGAAAAAUGGGCUAAACAUCGAAAGAUUAUUAAUCCUGCCUUCCAUAUGGAGAAGCUGAAGCUUAUGCUACCAGCAUUCUAUGAAAGUUGUGCAGAGAUUAUCAAUAAGUGGGAGAUUGAGGUUGCUGAAAUGGGUUCGGGUGAGUUAAAUGUGUGGCCGGAUCUAAUGAAACUCUCAGCAGACGUGAUCUCUAGAGCAGCAUUUGGUAGCAACUAUGAAGAAGGGCGACAAAUUUUUGAACUUCUAAAGGAGCAGACUAAUUUAGCUCUAGCCAUUGUACAAUCAGUUUACAUCCCCGGAUAUAGAUUCCUUCCCACAGCAAGGAACAGGAGGUUUAAGGAAGUUGAAAACCAAAUACAUAAUCUACUGCAUAAAAUUAUCAAGAAGAGGAAGAAGGAUAUUGAUGUUGGAGAAUCACCAAAGGCGGAUCUGUUGGGUUUACUUAUGGAUUCGAAUGCAAAAGAAAUCCAACAAGGUGUUGGCAGCAAGGCUAAUGGGAACUUUGGGAUGAGUCUUGAUGAGGUAAUUGAUGAGUGUAAACUGUUCUACUUGGCUGGACAAGAAACAACAUCCACAUUGUUGGUUUGGACAUUGCUUAUGCUUAGCAAACACCGAGAUUGGCAAGUACGAGCACGAGAAGAAGUCAUACAAACAUUUGGGAGUAGUGUGCCAGAUUUUGAAGGCUUAAGCCAUUUAAAAACUGUGACAAUGAUAUUGUAUGAAGUUCUUAGACUUUACCCACCUGUAAUGCAACUUUCAAGAAGAGUAAAACAGGAUACAAAUCUAGGAGCAUUGUCUCUUCCAUCAGGUGCAUUGUUUUCUUUCUCAGUAAUAUCUAUUCAUCGAGAUAUGGAAAUUUGGGGUAAUGAUGCACAUGAAUUUAAGCCAGAGAGGUUUGCUGAGGGAAUUUCCAAGGCAACAAAAGGAAAUAAUUCAUUUUUCCCAUUUGGUUGGGGACCCAGAAUAUGCCUAGGUGAAAAAUUUGCAUUGGCUGAAGCAAAAAUGGCGAUAUCUAUGAUUCUACAACGCUUUUCGUUUGAGCUUUCACCAUCAUAUGUUCAUGCACCCAUGACUGUUAUGUUCUUACAGCCUCAACAUGGUGCUCAGUUGAUCUUACAGAAGCUUUGAUGUAAGAGGCCGUCGCAUGAUGCUCGGGUGGAGCUGAUGACAGAUGCAAUGCCCUGUGCCUACAUUAAGACUGAAGUAUUAAUGAAACGUAUAAC
Messenger RNA from Amaranthus tricolor (Joseph's coat), 1813 nucleotides. RefSeq names its product cytochrome P450 CYP72A219-like. Lineage: Eukaryota; Viridiplantae; Streptophyta; Magnoliopsida; Caryophyllales; Amaranthaceae. Gene Ontology annotation, molecular function: monooxygenase activity; oxidoreductase activity, acting on paired donors, with incorporation or reduction of molecular oxygen; iron ion binding. The record is from RefSeq and is a predicted model, not a curated record. The coding region runs from base 147 to 1718 and encodes 523 amino acids. The transcript has 6 exons.